Lodderomyces beijingensis is the source of this 501-nucleotide messenger RNA. NCBI's taxonomy places the organism in Eukaryota, Fungi, Ascomycota, Pichiomycetes, Serinales, Debaryomycetaceae. The record is from the annotation of a GenBank genome assembly.
AUGGGUAGAUACAGUGUCAAGAGGUAUAAAACAAAGCGGAGGACAAGAGAUUUGGAUCUCAUAUACGAUGACCUAUCCACAACAGAAUCGAUAAAUAAGCUCAAGAAUCAGCCAUUGGAUGAAUACAAGCCCGGGUUGGGCCAAUACUACUGUGUCGAGUGCGCCAAAUACUUCGAGAACCAAAUAAGUCUCGACCGUCAUCAAAAGUCAAAGAUCCAUAAAAGACGAGUCAAGAUCUUGAAAGAGCGGCCCUAUACACCUUUGGAAGCCGAGGCAGCUGGUGGCGUCAACAUGAUCAAGUUUAUGGAAUCGGUAGAGAAGUACAAGCAAUUGGAACAGUUCAAGGCUGAAAAUAAGGAGGAGUACGAGAAAGUCAAUAACCAGAAGAAGGAUACUCUUGACGCAUUAAUCACGGGGGUGCCGUCGGAAGAGUUUCAGAAACAGCAAGCAGCCGAAGCAGACCCGCAAGCGGCACAGCAGGAAAUUGAAAUGGCAGAGUGA